Molecule: messenger RNA, 831 nt
Organism: Tupaia belangeri chinensis (Chinese tree shrew)
Lineage: Eukaryota; Metazoa; Chordata; Mammalia; Scandentia; Tupaiidae
Exons: 4
Coding region: 121-831 (236 amino acids)
Biological process (GO): cell surface receptor signaling pathway
Cellular component (GO): plasma membrane
Source: RefSeq, a predicted model, not a curated record
GCACGGGUGAAAGUGACAUCACUAUGGGAACUGCCAUAUGGGGAGGAAGGAUGUCGCUCGUUCUCGACUCCUGCUCAAAAAUGCUGAUCUGGUGAUCCUUCGACUCUGUCCUGACCUACCAUGGUCACCAGGCUCCUCUGCUGGGUGGCCCUCUGCCUCCUGGGGUCAGGUGAUGCAGAUACUGGAGUAUCCCAGUCCCCUAAAUACAGGAUCACAGUGAGGGGACAGAAUGUAACUCUUUGGUGUGAUCCAAUUUCCGGUCAUGCUGUCCUUUAUUGGUACCGACAGACUCUGGGACAGAGCCCAGAGUAUUUGCUUUAUUUCCAGAACAAUUUCAUGUCAGACAAUUCUGGUCUGCCCAGCGACCGCUUCUCUGCUGAGAGGGCUGGGGGCUCGUCCUCCACUCUGAGAAUCCAGCCCGCAGAGGCGGGGGACUCGGCCCUGUAUCUCUGUGCCAGCAGCUUAGCCACAGUGGGGCACUGUCCCCUCCUUCCUGCUCACAAACCCUCCUGUGCUCAGCUCUCCCCACAGUUCUCAGAAGCUCUGGCCAAGGAGCUGCCCUGGUCUUGCCGCAUCAAAGGGCAGAAACGCAUUUGGGACUUCAAGUGCUCUUCUGAUAAGAGAAAUGGCUGUUUCAUGCCUACCUCACCACCAAAAUCGAAAGAUGAAUUUGAGGCUGAAAACACAAAUCAGCCAGUGCUGUUCUGUGCCCUGGAAGACCCUGACACCUUCUUUGGGACAGCCUCAGCAAAGGACCAUGAACUGCAGCCUGCAUGGGCAGAGGCUUCUCUGGAGUCUACAUUUGAUGAAGACUGGGAAGGUCUUCCAUGA